This is a messenger RNA of Exophiala spinifera, 1503 nucleotides long. RefSeq lists its product as uncharacterized. Gene Ontology annotation, biological process: regulation of DNA-templated transcription. Lineage: Eukaryota; Fungi; Ascomycota; Eurotiomycetes; Chaetothyriales; Herpotrichiellaceae. The coding region runs from base 1 to 1503 and encodes 500 amino acids. The record is from RefSeq and is a predicted model, not a curated record. Gene Ontology annotation, molecular function: DNA-binding transcription factor activity, RNA polymerase II-specific; zinc ion binding. The transcript has 3 exons.
AUGCCGAACCGGCGAUCACGUUCUGGGUGUUUGCGCUGCCGAAAAGUCAGCCGGAAAUGUGACGAGGAGAAACCCACCUGCGGUCGGUGCGCAAGGCUCUCCGUCGCAUGUGACUAUCAACCUCGACUGAUCUGGAGGAACGCGACAGCCUCGCGCUCGGAACACAGGGUCGCCGUGGUCCUCGAAUCUGCGCCAAAGCGAACAAGCAGGCCACAGUCGAACCUUGGCUCAACGAGACCAGACGCUUGCACAGAGCAGACAGUAACCGACCUGGAAGGCGUUCGGGAAGAAGAUGAGGAAUCAGUCCUUCUUAAUCGACAUGAAUCACGGACCCCUUCUCCUCUUCCCGCACCACCCCACAAUGAGAACAGAGCUUCAAACGCCCCCUAUCGCGCCGAAGCGAGUGGCUCAUCCGGGUCUUUACCAGGUCCGGCGCCACCGAGUGUGAAGAUCAUCAACUUGCUUGGCUGGAAGUCGGUGAAGGGCAUGAGUACCGACGACUUCGGAACUUUUCAGGAAUUCAUCAGUCACGGACAACGAGGGCUUCAUUUCUCGACCGAGCCCAACAAUCCAUUCAUGGACGAUUUGCUCCGCAAAUGCCAGCGAUCCGCGACAGUCACGGCGGCGGUGCUCUCGUUUCAAGCCAGCCAGAACGGCAAUCAUGGAAGCCUGGUCAAGUUUGAUAAAGUGAUCAACCGCUACCGUCAAGCUUUCUCCAUCGAUGAUGUAGAAUCCCUUACCGCCGCGGGCGGAUUAAUAUGCUGCACCUCCAUGCAUCUGGGUUACAGCUGGACAUUCCAUAUCCCCAAAAUGGUACGCCUCGGCCAGCACGCCGGCCUCACAAUCAGACGUGUGGGCGAAAACGCAUCCACCAUGCUCGAAGCGAUUGCGACCAUUGACCUUGACGCAUGGGUCAUCGGGCGCCAGACCAAGACCAGCCACGUCUGGUAUCGGUGGUGCAUGGGCGGAUCGGGCGUGGAGCCCAUCAGCAAUUUGCCGCGCUCGCUCCUCGAUUUGAUUGCGGCGGCAUCUGCGGGCGUCGACUGUUCAAACGAAGUUAUGCAAUGGUCACCGUCAACGGGUUUGCUGGAAACGUCGUCGGUGGCGAAGCGCCAUAUCUGGCAAGCGUAUGCUCUCGCGACCCGGCUGUUCCUCCACCAGAAGAAGAUCGCCGUACUGGAGGGCGACACCGCAAUUGCAGCUCUGACACACUGUUUGACGCAGCACAUCACCAGCUUCAGGAGUGCUUCGGCUUUAAACCCAGCCUUCAAUGCGAGGAUGACCCUCUGGCCCCUGUUCGUUGCCGGCGAACACUUCGCCGACGACCUGACCAGAUUCUUUAUACGACGAGCGUUGGCCGACGCUGCGAUGAAUCAACAUUCUCGGUCCGAGAACGCGGUGGGUACCAUCCUGGAGGAAACGUGGGCCAGGAAUGCUCGCGGCGACAUGGUGACGACAGACAUGGUGGCAAGAGAGCAAAAUAUCGAGGUUGGCAUCUGGUAG